UUGAGGGGUUCUUGUGUUGUCGUGCCCCUCAAGUAUCCAUUCUUCAGAGACUCAGUUUCCCGUUAUUUCGCUGGAGAGCGAGAGAGAGAGAGAGAAAAAAAAGAACUAAAUUUUGAGAAUGGUAGUUGGAGAGAUCCUGGACAAAUCUACUUCCUGAAAUAGAGAAUUUUGGGGAAAACAGAGAAACAGGACAGGCAGUAACCUUAGACUUCGUUACUUUCUUAUCGGGCGAUGUUUUGAACCUUGUCUUGUAGGAUCCAGAGAGAGCUUUGAAGAUUCUCCAUUUGUUUGUUUACCUCUCUGCGUCCUGUGCUGCCUGAGGCCAAAUGAGCUCUGUGGUCGCGUCAUCACAGGGAAGCUAUUCCCCUGCAAGGCUUAGCUUAAUGGAUUCACCACGUUCGUGGUCCCUUUCAUCUUCUUUGGGUCAACCUGAAGCUCCUGAACCUGAUUUACCUGAUGGCAAUGAAGCUGAAUUAUUGUCACUGUCUUGGAAUCAGGACUAUGGAUGCUUUGCCGCUGGAACAAGCCAUGGAUUCCGUAUUUAUAACUGUGAUCCGUUCAAGGAAACCUUUAGAAGGGAUCUAAAAAGUGGGGGAUUUGGUAUAGUGGAAAUGCUUUUUCGCUGCAAUAUACUGGCUCUUGUUGGCGGUGGUGCCAAUCCAGAGUAUCCACCAAAUAAAGUAAUGAUUUGGGAUGAUCAUAAGAGUCGGUGCAUUGGUGAAUUUGCUUUCAGAUCUGAUGUUCGAGCUGUGAAAUUGAGACGAGAUUGCAUAGUUGUGGUUCUUGAACACAAGAUAUUUGUGUACAACUUCACGGACCUGAAGCUUCUUUAUCAGAUUGAAACUCUAUCUAAUCCUAGGGGGUUAUGCUGCCUUUCACAUAAUGCAAACACCUCGGUGUUGGCUUGCCCUGGGCUGUAUCGAGGACAAGUCCGAGUUGAACACUUUGGCCUGAAAGUUACGAAGCUCAUCAGUGCACACGAUUCACCAAUUUCUUGCUUCACUUUGACUUUGGAUGGACUCCUCCUUGCAACUGCAAGUGUCAAGGGUACCCUGAUCAGGAUAUUUAACACAAUGGAUGGUACACGCCUGCAAGAGGUACGCAGAGGGGCAGACAGAGCUGACAUAUAUAGCCUAGCUCUCUCUCCAACUGUUAAGUGGUUGGCUGUGUCUAGUGACAAAGGCACUGUCCAUAUUUUCAGUCUUAGGGUUCGAGUAGUUGGAGAGGAUGCAUCUACCCAGAAUGUUGUUGGUCAUGGUCCGGAAUUAGCACGCCAAAACUCUUCAUGUUCACUUGAUGCUCUUAUAUCUUCAAACUCUGGUGCCAACGCAAGCUCAUCAUUAUCUUUUAUGAAAGGUGUGCUGCCUAAAUAUUUUAGUUCUGAGUGGUCAUUUGCUCGGUUCCACCUACCAGAAGCAACACGCUACUCUGCUGCAUUUGGAGCCCAAAACACUGUAAUAAUCAUUGGCAUGGAUGGCAGUUUCUACAGAUGCAGUUUUGAUCCCGUUAAUGGCGGAGGUUUCAUGAAAAAUGAUAACCACCGGCCAAAACCAGCAACUAAGUGAAGUUAUAGAGAAAUGCCAUUUAUAAUUUGCAGCUCAUGUAAUUAUAAGAAAAUCAGGACUACCUUCUAUAAUUUUAUUAUGUGCAUAUAAUGCUUCUGUUCUACUUCAUCUGUAAAUAAUUCCUCGCGGUUUCUCUGGAAUUGUUGGUGUGAUUAAACAACAAUUACAUCUAAAUAUUCCUUGUAUAUAGAUUUUCGGUUGUUAGCCAUGGCUUCAGCUUCUUUUCUUC
Asparagus officinalis (garden asparagus) is the source of this 1794-nucleotide messenger RNA. RefSeq names its product autophagy-related protein 18c-like. Gene Ontology annotation, molecular function: protein binding; phosphatidylinositol-3,5-bisphosphate binding; phosphatidylinositol-3-phosphate binding. NCBI's taxonomy places the organism in Eukaryota, Viridiplantae, Streptophyta, Magnoliopsida, Asparagales, Asparagaceae. Gene Ontology annotation, biological process: protein lipidation; protein localization to phagophore assembly site; nucleophagy. The transcript is spliced from 5 exons. Bases 327 to 1565 code for a protein of 412 amino acids. Gene Ontology annotation, cellular component: cytosol; extrinsic component of membrane; phagophore assembly site membrane. The record is from RefSeq and is a predicted model, not a curated record.